Molecule: messenger RNA, 2325 nt
Organism: Fundulus heteroclitus (mummichog)
Lineage: Eukaryota; Metazoa; Chordata; Actinopteri; Cyprinodontiformes; Fundulidae
Gene: nkain1
Product: sodium/potassium transporting ATPase interacting 1
Exons: 8
Coding region: 455-1078 (207 amino acids)
Biological process (GO): regulation of sodium ion transport
Source: RefSeq, a predicted model, not a curated record
UCCCCUCUCUCACCCGCCCGCCCCCGGCUCCUCCUGCGCUCGCCCCGGCACCGAUUGUUGACAAAAGACGCCGUGAGAGAGACGGAGGAGGCCAGAGCCGCUGCUGGUGUGGCCGAGGUGAUUCGGAGUCAGCGGGACCUCGCAGCAGCAGCAGCAGGCCGGUGGGAAGCGGACUCCCCCAAACGCCUCCUGCCUUCUCCCCUUUCCCCCCCUCCUCCUCCCCGCCUCCCCCUCCGUUGAAGACGUCGCCGCGGCUGGGAUUUUAUAGACAAAAGCGGAGGCUGGAGAUGCGACUGUGAGCGGAGGAGGAAGCAGCGGCGGCGGCGGCCUUGUGCGGGUCUAUUCAUCCCGGGAAUGGUGUGAGCUGAGACGGCCAGGCAGUCUGGAUCUGACCGGGGACUCGUCGUUCCCCCGGAGCCUCCGCGGCUCGAAGCCGCGACCCGAGCCCUCCAAGAUGGGGAAGUGUGACGGCAGAUGCACGCUGCUGGUGAUCUGCUCCCUGCAGCUGGUGGCGGCCCUCCAGAGGCAGGUGUUUGACUUCCUGGGCUACCAGUGGGCUCCCAUUCUGGCUAACUUCCUGCACAUUAUGGCCGUCAUCCUGGGCAUGUUCGGCACUGUGCAGUUCCGCUUCAGAUACCUCAUUUUUUAUGCAGUAUGGCUGGUCCUUUGGGUUGGAUGGAACUCCUUCAUUAUUUGUUUCUACCUGGAAGUGGGAAACCUGUCUCAGGACAGGGACUUUCUCAUGACUUUCAACACGUCCCUCCAUCGUUCGUGGUGGAUGGAGCACGGCCCCGGCUGCCUCGUGACGCCCGUGCUGGACUCCCGCAUUGCCCCCGACGACCAUCACGUCAUCACGGUGUCGGGAUGUCUGCUCGACUACCAGUACAUCGAGGUGUUGAGUUCGGCCAUUCAGAUCCUUUUGGCGCUCUUUGGCUUCGUGUACGCCUGCUACGUGAGCAAAGUCUUCCAGGAUGACGAGGACAGCUUCGAUUUCAUUGGUGGGUUUGACUCGUACGGCUACCAGCCACCUCAGAAAUCCUCUCAUCUGCAGCUACAGCCUCUUUACACGGCUGGUUAAGUGUCUGUAGCGCCCCCUGGAGGCCCAAACCUGAAGUUGUCACUGUGGAUGGAAAGAAAGAAAGAAGAGGCAGGUCCCCCCCCCCCCCCCCCCCCUCCUAAAUUACACUCACUCUUUUGUGUCACAGUUUACCCUAGAAGCGGACUUUUGACCCCAGGAGGAGAGCCGUGAGAGCGUGCCUGCGUGUGUGUGGUUGUGUCUGAGGAAGGAAGAUAAAUUCAGCCCUGAAGCGAAGGUUGCAGAGCUCAGGGACGAACCAGCAUGCCAGGCGGAAGAGGAGCUGGAGGGAGAAGAGAAGAUCCGCUAAAAACUGCCAGCUCUAAACGCUUCCUCCUGAGUCGGCCUGUGUGUAUGUGUGUGUGUUGUGUGUGUGAGAUACGAUUGUGCAACUCUGAGCUGGUACUUUCUGGUUGUACUCUGGACUCUAUGACCACUUUGCGCCUCCGUGUGUGUUGGUUUUCUCGUCCGGGUGAAUGCUCCUGUGCGCGGAUGCGUUGGAGUCACGUAAUGAACCGAGGCACGGCUCGUACCUGUUGUUGUUCUUAGAGCGUGAUGUUGAGCUAGAGCAGUCCUGCAGUUUCCUCUUCCCAAAGCUGUCUUUCCUCCUCCCCAUGCUGCUGCAGCCCAGGCCCAAAAGAGGGCGUCAGUCACAACCCCCUUCGACCAGGGGUGUCCAAACUUUUUGUCUCAAGGACCAAAAUUAUCCAUCCAAAAGUAAUCUAGGGCAAAAUUUUUUAUUUAUUUUUCCCACUUCCACUAAAUUAUAAAAUCAUGCAAUAUUUUAAUUAAACAAAUUAGUUAGACUUUCUGUGGGAAUGGGGAUGUGUAAAUCAUUGUAGAUCCAGAACUUGAAAACGGGUUUUGCACAGUUGCCUCAUUAAAAGACCAGUUUGCAAAUUCUUUGGGGCUCGACUGAAAAAAUAAAAAUGGAAAACAAAAAAAAAAGGCUUUUCAGGACAGGAUUUGUGUCAGUCUUUCUCUGAAAACACUGGCUGCGUUUAGCCAAUUUAAAUAAAUUCAUUAAAUGCAUUUAUGCAAGUCCAGAUGCGGUCCUAUUCACUAUAAAAGGGAAAGUAAAUUAAAAGACAAACAAUUCGUGUUGGACCUAAAAUCUUCCUCUUUAAGGAUGAUUUUAGUUUCUCUCUAGUAAUUUUGCCAUAAUUGAACAUAAAAAGUCUCCAUCUGCAUCAACCUCCUGUGCUGGUGGGCCAACUGGUUCUUGAGCUGCAUUUGGAGGGACUCCACGC